AUGGGUGACUACGGCAACAUCAAAUCUGUCGAAACCGACCGUCCCCAUUUACCUUUUGAGCUCAAGGCAGGUGCUUCCUUGUUUCCCCUCUUGACUGACGGGGUUAUUCUAGAUGACGAAACAGCUGGACCGCGAGUCGCCAGCGGGCUGGAUCAGACUCGAAUUGCCUUGGAACUGGGGUCUGGAACCUCAACCGUGGCUCUGAAAAACUUUUGCAAGCGUAAUGGAGUUUCACUCCUGAGUGUUUUAAACGUCGCUUGGUCCUUGGUGCUCGCUGCGUAUGCCGACACCGAUGAGACCAAUGUUCUGUCGGUUCGCUAUGUGGCUGGUGUACCCUAUGUCGGUUCUAACGAGACCGCGGUUGAUGGCGAAAAGACGAUACAGCAGACUUUGGCAGAGGCUGAGCAGCAGUUGGCGACAUCCGUGGCGGUCCCGUCAGCGACAAGCGUGACCGACCUACAGAGCUGGACGGCCAAGAAUGGGCACCCAGUUUUUAACAGCGUUGUGCUGCUAUCGGAGAGCGAUACCCCAGAACGAGACGAGACUGGGGAUUACAUCGCAGUCCAGGCGAGAGCUACUCGCAAUCAGCUGGAGAUUUACCUACAAUCUCCCACUAACUUGCUCCCCGAGGAGCAGGCGCACAACUGCGCCGAAACCCUCAGUCAUGUGAUCGGGGAGAUUAUCCGACAACCUAACCUCCCCAUUUCUGAGGUGAAUAUGAUGAGUCCUCAGGGACUGGAGCAGAUCUCCAUCUGGAAUGGGGAAGAGCCCGAGGUAGUCUCGCGCUGUCUGCAUCAAAUCGUCGAUGAGACCGCCCAGGCGAACCCCGACGCUCUAGCCAUCGAUGGAGCUGAUGGUGUUAUGACUUACGGCGAGUUGCAAGCAUACACGAAUCAAUUGGCACAUCGCUUGGUGGAACUGGGCGUCGGUCCUGAGGUAGCAGUUCCAUUAUUCUUCGAGAAGUCAAAAUGGGCCAUUGUUACUAUGAUUGCCGUGGUUAAGGCUAGCGGUGUAAUUGUCAACCUGGAUGCUAAACAGCCAAAGCCGCGUUUGCGAGGCCUACUUGCUCAACUGGAAGCCCCGUUCGUGUUGACCUCAGCCCAGAACGCCGAGCUCUGGGAAGGCGAGAUUCCCGUUGUGGUGGUCUCCGAAAAUGCCUUUGACGAGUUUCCCAUGGUGACGAGAGCUCCCAUGGCUGCCGUCACUCCGCAAAACGCCCUUUACAUCAUCUUCACCUCGGGCAGUACUGGAACACCCAAGGGCUGUGUGGUCGAGCACGAGUCUUUCCUGACAGCUGCUGCACAGCAUGUGCAAGCCGGUAAGGUUUUACCUUCUAGCCGAGUGCUGCAGAUGACACCCUAUACUUUCGACGUCAGCAUGUUCGAGAUAUUCACCACCCUCACUACGGGCGCCUGUAUCUGCUUCUGCGGCGAUGAGGAUGCAGCUCGGGGAAUUGCCCAUAUCAUUAACCACCUCCAAAUCACCUGGACAUUCAUGACACCAUCAUUGGUGCGUCUUAUCGAGCCUUCCUCAGUGCCUACUCUGCAGACCCUCACCCUUGGUGGAGAAGGCCUUGGGCGGAUUGACGUGGCCACCUGGGCUGAUAAGCUACAUUUGAUCAAUGGUUAUGGACCCAGCGAAUGCUCCGUCGCAGCAACAAUCAACGAACCCUUGACACUCACCACCGAUCCUGCUAAUAUCGGUAUCGGAUACGGAGCUGUGACCUGGAUUGUGCACCCGGACAACCACGAUCGACUUGUGCCCAUUGGAGCCGUUGGAGAGCUCGUCAUUCAAGGUCCCAUCGUCGCACGGGGCUAUCUCAAUGAACCUGCCAAGACUGCCGCUGUCUUCUUGGAUGAAAUCCCUGCCUUCGCUGAACUUCUGCCCCAAGCACCAGCCGAUUUCCGUCUCUACAAGACCGGAGAUCUGGUUCGCCAGAACAGCGACGGAACUAUCAAUUUCAUUGGCCGCAAGGAUCGCCAGGUGAAACUGAACGGACAGCGUAUGGAACUGGGCGAGAUUGAGCAGCGCUUGUUGGAGCCUUCUCAAGUGCGACAUGGUCUUGUUCUUCUCCCUAAGGAGGGUCCCUGCAAGGGUCGUCUGGUUGCUGUCAUGUCUUUGCAUGAUGUGCCUUACGACGGCCCUCGCGAUGCUGAUGUCCAUGCCCUGUCCGCAGAGGAAUCCGAGAGUGCGCGAGCCUAUUUGCCAGAGAUCACUGCACAAAUGGCCACUCAGCUCCCAUCUUAUAUGGUUCCGAGUUUUUGGGUGGUGUUAGCUGCGCUGCCAUUCACAACUUCUGGCAAAGUCAACGGUGUCGCGAUGACUAAAUGGCUUCACGAGAUGUCUGAAGAGACUUACCACGAUAUUGCUGGCAUCAGUGAUGAUCAGCCUGAGACUGGAUUGUCGACUGAUGUGGAAUUAAAAAUGCAGCAGAUUUGGGCGGAGGAACUGGGCAUUCCGAUCGCAGAUGUUAAGAUCAACUGCUCUUUCAUUGCCCUGGGCGGUGAUUCUCUUACCGCUAUGAAGAUUGUGGCUCGUUGCCGCAAGCAGCAGCUUAUCAUCUCAGUUCCAGAGAUCCUGCGUGCCGCUAACAUCAUUGAGCUGGCAGCCCGAACCACUGAAAGAUCCGCAGGUUCAUCUGAAGGGGGCGCGGAUGAGAUUGAGUAUAGGGCUCGUUUGACACCCGCCCAGCGACUUGCAGAUCUGGAUGACUCUGUCUUGAUUGCAGCGGGUCUGACCAGCCGCGUUCAGGUGGAGGAUGUCUACGAGUGCUCGCCCAUGCAGGAUGGAAUUUUACUAAGUCAAGUCAAAUUCCCCGGCACCUAUGAGGUCCGUCGUGUUUUGCGAGUGCAAUCCACUCGCGAUCCGAUUACUACUGUUGCUCGUCUUGAACUGGCCUGGCAGGCAGUGGUUGAUCGACACCAGAUGCUGCGUACAAUUUUUGUUGAUGCAGCUGGGCAGUUCCAACAAGUCGUCCUGAAGCAAGUUGAAGCGUCUAUUCAAACAUGCGAAUGUCUGGAUGCGGAAAAUGAGCGUGCAGUAACCCGGUUCCUCAAGGCGCUGCCUUCACCGAAUUACAAGCCCUCGCAACCACAGCAUCGUUUGACUAUCUGCCGUGCCGCCAAAGAUAGUAUCUUCAUCAAGGUCGAGAUUAGCCACGCCCUGGUUGAUGGAGGCUCUACUGAAGUGGUUCUUCGCGAACUCUCGCUUAUAUUCGACGACAAGUUUUUCUCAGCACCCGCCGCACUGUUUAGUGACUACAUCGACUUCAUAUCUGAGCCUGAAACUGUUAGCACAUCAUUGGACUACUGGACCGAGUACUUGAACGGCGUGCAACCGACUAUUCUGCCCAUGUAUCCCACGGAGGGCGCUGAAAAGAAGAUCCGUUCCAUGCCGGUACCAUUUACGAAGGCCACUGCAUUGCUUCGAUUCUGCGAGACUCACGGUGUCACCCUGGCCAAUGUACUACAGACAGCAUGGGCAUUGGUGUUGCGAGUAUACACUGACACUGAUGAUGUCUCAUUUGGCUACGUUGCCGCCGGUCGUGAUGUUCCCGUCGAAGGAAUUGAUCAGGCGGUUGGAGCCUUCAUCAACAUGCUGGUUUGUCGCGUACGCCUUCAUGAGCAACCCACUGUUCUUGAUGCCGUUACCGCGAUGCAAACCGAGUACUUUGAUGCGUUGCCUCAUCAGCACACAUCAUUGGCUCAGAUGCAGCACCGACUGAACAUGUCAGGAAUGCCUCUAUUCAACAGUAUUAUCUCAGUCCAGAAAGAUGUGUCUGACCAGCCAUAUGGCGAGUCGCUUUCUUUCCGACCGUUGGAGGAAGAUGAUCCCACCGAUUUUGAUCUGGCUGUUGCCAUUCACGUUGGAAAGGAGCAUGUCAAGAUCGAUAUCGGCUAUUGGUCCUCGCUGCUCUCAGAUGGCGAUGCUGCUAAUCUAGCUAAUACUUUCAACGGUGCUAUCUCCAGUAUCCUCAUGAAGGAGCAGUCAUCUCCAACCUCCAUCGAUCUUUUUACCGAGGAGGAUCGGGAACAGAUCUUUACCUGGAACAAGGAUGAUCCUGUUGCAGCCCCUGGUGUCGUUCACGACUACAUCUAUGCCAAGGUCAAGCAACAGCCUGAUGCGCCUGCGGUCUGUGCCUGGGACGGAGAAUACACUUAUUCCGAACUAGACCACCUGUCCGAGAAGUUGGCGCACUACCUUGCUAGGCUAGGCGCUGGUCCGGAGGUGCUGAUUCCCCACUGUUUUCCGAAGUCUAAGCUGGCAACAGUUGCCAUGCUGGCUAUCAUGAAAUCAGGAAGUGCUGGAGUCGGACUCAGCGCUGCUCAUCCCCGGGCGCGUGUCCAGGAUAUCGUCGAAAAUUGCUCUGCUCGUAUUGCAGUCGUGUCAACACAAUAUGUUCCCGUUGUGGAAGGACUGGUCGACCGCAUUGUGGCUGUUGACGAAGCUUUUCUAGCUCGUCUGGCACCUCCGCGACGUGGAUUCCGACUGCCCAAGGCAGAGCCAUUCAACCCAGCCUUCGUUUCUUUCACCUCGGGUAGUACCGGUAAGCCCAAGGGUAUUGUCCUUGAGCACCGGUCUCUCAUCACCAGUAUCCUCGCCCAUGGACCCGCCUGGGGAGUGGACCAGUCAGCCCGCGUUCUGCAGUUCUCUGCAUACGCCUUCGAUGCUAGUGCAUCGGACACAUACACCACUUUGGUCGGUGGAGGAACGAUCUGUAUUCCUCACGAGAAAGAUCGUGUUGAUGAUCUUGUUGGCGCCAUCAAUCGACUUGGUGCGAACUGGGCAUUCCUGACACCCCGUGUUCUUGGUCUACUGACCCCCGAGACGGUGCCGAACCUCAAAACAGUUGUGCUCGGAGGAGAAGCCAUCUCGCGUGAAGAUGUUGCGCGCUGGACGGAGGCAAUCAACAUUCGUGUUGUCUAUGGUCCUACUGAGUGUACUAUUUACAGUAUGGGAACUGAUCCACUCACUAAGGACAGCGACCCCGCGAAUUUGGGUCAUGCUGUUGGCACUCGGUUGUGGGUUACCCAUCCCGAAAAUACCGAUAAGCUCAUGCCAGUGGGUUGUGUUGGUGAGCUGAUCAUUGAAGGACCUUUGGUCACUCGAGGCUAUCUCAACGAGCCUGCCAAGACCAAAGCAGCAUACCUUCGAGAUCCUGUUUGGCUUCCCAAGAGUGCCAGCGGAGAGCCACGAAACUUCUACAAGACCAACGAUCUAGUGCGAUACUAUCCCGAUGGCCAGCUGCGUUUCAUUGGCCGUAAGGAUACCCAGAUCAAGGUGCGCGGUCAGCGUGUGGAGCUCGGUGAGAUUGAACACGCUAUCCUGGAGAGCAUGCCUACUGCGACCCACGUCACUGUCGAUGCAGUUGUGCUGCCACCACAGACUCUCGUCGCCUUCCUCUAUUCCGAAGACCAAACUACAGAGAAGAAACCACUAUUUCUACCAUUAAACCCUGAGAUGACUAGUAAGCUGCUUGCUCUAGAGAAGAACCUAUCUCAGAAACUCCCAAGCUACAUGGUGCCUAGCAUGUUCAUUCCCAUCUCCCACAUCCCUAUGACCAUUUCCGGCAAGGUUGACCGUAUUGCUUUGCGACGCAACGUACUUGCUCUGUCAGCUGAACAUAUGGAGAUGUAUGCACUGGCAGAGAGCGCGAAAGCCGCGCCUCAAAACCUGCGCGAGGAGCGUCUACGAGAUCUGUGGGCUGAGGUUCUGAACAAGGAUCCCGUCUCCAUCGGUCGCAAUGAUAGUUUUUUCCGCCUUGGCGCAGACUCCAUUGCCGCUAUGAAGCUUGUGGCAGCUGCACGUCGCUCAGGCUUCGUGCUCAGCGUUGCUGACAUUUUCCGGAAUGCCGAGCUGUCGGAUAUGGCCGAGUGUCUUGAGAUUACUGAUGCCGUGGAACUGGUCGAGUAUGCUCCUUUUUCAUUGCUGCCAUCUGAUUCCCUGCAGCGGGAAGCAUUGUUUGAAGAUGCGGCCAAGCAGUGUUCAAUCUCAAGCGAAGUUAUUGAAGAUGUUUACCCUGCGACCCCUCUCCAGGAAGGUGUCUUCCUCAUGUCAACAACCCACAAGGGCGCAUAUGUUGCCCCGACAGCUUUUCGCUUGCCCGCCGGUUUCGAUGUGCCGCGCUUCCAGGCAGCCUGGCAAGCACUUGUUAAUGCUCAUUUUAUCUUGCGUACUCGCCUGGUCACCGUCGAGGCGAUUUCAUACCAGGUCGUCUUGAACCAUGCAACCUCCUGCUUAGAAUGGGAGGAUGCAUCUUCGCUUGAAGAAUACCUGGAGCGUAUCCAAGGAAUGCAACUUGUUGCGGGUGCGCCAUUAACUCGAUAUGCUCUGAUCCCUGAUGGAGAUUCGAAUAUCUUUGUCUGGACUGCACACCAUGCUGUCUUUGAUGGCUGGACCGUAGGCUUGUUGUUUGAUCAGCUUGCCCAGCUUUACACAAGUGGUACACCACCCACAGCCACAGCCUCCUACGCGGAAUUUGUUCAGUUUCUCCAGAAGAGGGAUGAAGAUGCCUCCCGCGAAUUCUGGGGAGCAAUGAUUCCCCAAGAACCUCCAGCUGUUUUCCCUCGCCUUCCAUCAGCAUCGUACCAGCCGACUGCUAAAGAAACAUGCUACCGAACAAUCUCGACUAGCUUGCAGCAAGAGUCUAAUUUUACCAUGGCAAUCCUAUUGCGGGCGGCCUGGUCAAUCGUUCUUGCGCGCUACACCGACGCUGAGGAUGUCUUAUAUGGAUUGACUUUGUCUGGUCGAGAUGUGCCAGUCGCAGGUAUUGAAAAUGUUAUGGGUCCGACCAUUACAACUGUGCCCAUGAAUGUUCAUUUGGACAGUGAGAUGCCGGUCAAGACUUUCUUGCAGCAACAGCAGGAUCAGAACGUUGAGAUGAUGCGCCACCAACAUGCGGGAUUGCAAGUCAUCCGUCGUAUCAGUCCGGCCGCGGCGGCUGCCACCGAAUUCACCAACUUGUUCGUUGUUCAGCCUCAAACGGAUGGCAAGCUUGGUUUGAACGAAUUGACCAAAAUUUCUACUGAUAUGACCAAGUUCGAUCCUUAUGCAUUGGUCCUCGAGUGCAAUCUGGGCGCAGGUCAGGUGAUAUUGGAAGCCCGUUUUGACGAUGCUGUUCUGAGCACUGAUCAAACUCAACGUCUGCUUGGGCACUUCGAACACGUCCUCAACCAGCUUACAAAGUUAGACUCCGAUCGUCAACUGCGCCAGAUUGACGUGUUCAGCGCCGAUGAUGAGCGCCAGAUCUGGGAAUGGAAUGCCGCUCCGGCCAAGGCUGAGAAUCUGUGCGUACAUGAUGAGAUUGCGAAGCAGGUCAAGCGUCGUCCCGACCACAUCGCCAUCGACGCAUGGGACGGAUCACUGACCUACAGUGAGCUUGAUCAUUUGUCGUCGCACCUGUCACAAUGGCUUGCCACCAACCUCGCCAUUAAGCCGGAGUCGCUAGUACCGAUUUGCUUCGACAAGUCUCGAUGGACAAUCGUCACUAUGCUCGCUGUUGUUAAAUGCGGUGGAGGCUGCGUGAUGCUGAACCCAGAUCAUCCAAUCUCGCGUCUAGAGGGUGUGAUUGCUGACACGACCUCACCAGUAGUGCUUGCGUCACCGGAGCGCUCUGGACUGUUUUCUUCUGAAACCGUCAGAGUGGUCACCAUUAGCGAAGCACUCAUUCAAAGUCUUGGUGCGCUCACUGAGAAGGCUCUGCCUCUGGCAUCUAUCAAGCCGACCAACCCAAUCUUUGUGAUUUUCACCUCUGGCAGCAGUGGAAAACCAAAGGGUAUUAUCGUACAGCAUAACAGUGUCUGCACGGUCGCCAUUCAGCAUGGCGAGGGUCUCGGUUUCACUGAAAACCGCUUGCGUGUGCUGCAGUUUGCCUCAUUCAGUUUCGAUGUCAGCAUGGGUGAGGUUUUCAUUACCCUCAUGAAAGGUGGUACUCUGUGUAUUCCAACGGAGUACGAUCGAAUCAACCACCUGGCCGCGACUAUCAACCGCAUGAAAAUCAGCUGGACAUUCAUGGCGCCCACAGUUGCGGCCUUGCUUGAUCCCCGCGACGUACCCAAUUUGCAGACACUUGUCCUAGGAGGAGAAGCGGUCUCCCAAAGCUUGGUUGACCAGUGGGGGAGCCAUGUCGACCUAAUUGACUCGUAUGGACCUGCAGAGACUACUAUCUGGUCUUCGCAUGCCAAUCCCAGCGCUACUGUAUCCCCAGCAAACAUCGGUCACGGAGCUGGUUGUCGUUACUGGGUUGUCGAUAUUCAAGACCACAAUCGACUGGCGCCAAUUGGCUGCGUGGGUGAGUUACUCAUUGAAGGCCCCAAUGUUUCGCGGGGCUAUCUUAAUGAACCAGAAAAGACCAAGGCCGCGUUUAUCGAGAACCCAGGAUUCAUGCAAGGCAAAGAAGUACCAAAAUACAAGUUCUACUGCACUGGUGAUCUGGUUCGGUACAACGCGGACGGUUCUCUCAACAUUGCCGGUCGCAAGGACAGCCAGGUGAAACAUCACGGCCAGCGUAUUGAACUGGGCGAGAUUGAGUUCCACCUGCGUGCCUGUGCUGAGAUUGAGGCCGGUAUGGUUUUGUUGCCGAAGACUGGUUCCUGCAAUAACAAGCUGGUUGCUGUGGUCGCACUCUCAGACUUGCAACCUGUCGCAACUGAAGGGGAUCACGUCGCCCUCAUUUCUAGUGAUCUCAAGUCUAAGACCCAGCCACGGAUUCAACGAGUGCAAGAGGAGCUAGGUGCAGUCCUGCCGCCCUACAUGGUCCCCACAAUCUGGAUUGUUCUAGACUCCAUUCCAUUGACCGCAUCACGCAAGAUCAAUCGAAUGCCGAUCACAAGAUGGGUGCAGGGAAUGUCCGAAGAAACCUAUCGCGGCGUGGUCGACAUCACAUCCGCCAAUGCAGAGCAGCCAACUACUCAAGUCGAAAAGCAACUGGCGGAGGUUUGGAGCCACGUCCUUAACCUUCCAGUUGAAAACAUGGACCUGAACCGUUCGUUCCUCAGUCUGGGUGGAGAUUCUAUCACUGCAAUGCAAGUGGUCUCUCGCUGUCGUGCACUGGAUAUUGAGCUGAGCGUGCAGGAUAUUCUGCAGCCCAAGUCUCUUGCUGGUGUUGCGGCUCGUGCUCUUGCAUCUAAGCCCCAAGCUGUCCAGCGUGAAGAGCAGUAUGAUGUGUCAUUUGAAUUGUCCCCAAUUCAACAACUGUACUUUGACGAGGCUGUUCGAAGUGGCGGAGCGCACAAUCACUACUACAACCAGAGUGUUUUGCUUCGUGUAACACGUUCAAUCUCAGCCUCGGAGCUCUCUCAAGCCAUGUCGCAGAUAGUUGCUAGUCAUGCAAUGCUUCGGGCUCGUUUCAGCAAGAAUGCUGACGGGCAAUGGAGUCAAUUGGUGCAAAGCCCCUCUAAAGAUGUGUCCGAGGUGCCUUCGCACCGUGUUACCAGUCGCGCCGUGGCUUUGAAUAUUAUCGAAGAGUCACAGCAGUGCAUUGAUAUCGAACAUGGUCCCAUCUUCGUGGUCGAUCAUUUCGUACUACCAAACAACGAGGGUCAACUACUUUCCCUCGUCGCGCAUCACCUGAUAGUUGAUGCAGUUUCUUGGCACAUCAUUAUCGGUCAAUUGGAGCAACUCCUGGUGUCCCCCGAUAUCCAGCGUCCAUCUCGCAUGCCGUUCCAGAGUUGGCUGCAAGAGCAACGUCAGUAUGCUGAAAAUCUGCCGAGCACAUCUAUCCUCCCGAGUGCACUGCCAGAGGCCAAUCUGGGAUAUUGGGGCCUGAAGCAGCUCCCAAGCUGGAAAGAUGGCGAGGAGGUGCAGUUCACGCUUGAUGCGAAAGCUACUGCCCUUUUGCUCACAUCCGCCAAUACGGCACUCCGCACUGAGCCAGUGGACUUGCUAGUGGCCGCUCUGCAACAGUCCUUCACCGAGUCUUUCCCCGACCGUGCAAUGCCAACCGUUUUCAGUGAGGGUCAUGGCCGUGAACCGUGGGAUACUUCAAUUGAUUUGUCCGAGACUAUUGGCUGGUUCACUACCUUCUACCCAAUUCAGCACAAUGUGCAUCAGAAGGAGAGCUUCAAAGAUACCGCCAAGCGCACCAAGGAUGCUCGUCGUGCUUUCACUGAUAAUGGCUUUGCAUACUUUACUCAUCGCCAUUUUUCCGCUGAAGGUCGCAAGCAGUUUGCACACCACCGGAAUAUGGAAAUUUGCUUUAACUACCUUGGCCAGGCACAGCACAUCGAGCGUGCAGAUGCGCUCUUCCAGGAAGAACCACUUCAAGAAGGCGAGUCCAUCAACAACAUUGGUGAUAAGAUGGGUCGCCUGGCAGUUUUCGAUAUCUCGGCCGCCAUCUCCCAAGGCCGUCUGACUGUUUCAUUUUUCUUCAACCGCGCUCUCAAACAACAGAGCCGCAUUCGUCAAUGGGUGCAAUCUUGCGAAACAACACUGCAUUCAGCUGUCAACGAACUGGCCGACAGCAGUCUGGAGUACUCCAUCAGCGACUUCCCACUUCUGAAAAUCAAUUACCAAGACCUGGCGAAAUUGACGUCUGCAAUUUUGCCCGCCAUUGGCCUUCCCUCCGCCGAGAUCGAAGAUCUCUACCCUUGCUCACCAAUCCAAGAGGGUAUUCUGAUCAGUCAGGCUCGACAGCCCGGAACCUACGAGGUCCGCCAGCUUUUCGAAAUAGUUCCACGUGCUGAUAUCGGGCCUGUUGAUGUUUCUCGCCUUUUACAAGCCUGGCAGCGCACGGUUGACCGCCAUGCUUUGCUCCGCACCGUAUUCAUCGAGUCACUGGCUGGCCCUGGGGUCUACGACCAACUGGUACUUCGGGCCUACGUAUCAGACGUACAACACUUAGUCUAUGAAAGGACUGAGAACACUGAUGUAGCCACAUUUCUGCAGCGUCAGGGCGCCCCAGACUACCGUCAACCGGUUCCUGCGCAUCGCCUUACCAUUUGCCAAUCCGGCGAUGUGAUAUAUUGCCAAUUGGAGGUCAGCCACGCAUUGAUUGAUGGAACUUCCAUGGCACUUCUGGUUCGCGACUUGGUUGCUGGCUAUGAGGACACACUGCCCAACACUCCGGGCCCUCUUUACAGUGACUACGUGGCCUAUCUCGCCUCCCGGUCCUCAGAAGAGGCCCUGGCUUAUUGGACCAACCGGCUGGCUGAUAUGGAGCCCUGUCACUUCCCAGACCUCCAGGCAAAUGUGUUGGCCGAUGAGAACUUCCAAUCUCAGACUAUCAAUAUCGACGCAGAUGGCCAUCUCCAGCGGUUCUGUGAAUCAAAUGAUCUCACCAUGAGCAACCUCUUCCAAGCCGCCUGGGGUCUUGUACUGCGUGCCUACACAGGCACCUCGGAUGUCUGCUUUGGAUACAUGGCAUCUGGUCGUGACAUUCCUAUUGAAGGAAUCUACGAGGCAAUUGGCCCAUUCAUCAAUAUUUUGGUCUGCCGACUGAAUGUUGGCGACGCAGUGUCUGUAGGCGAUCUGCUCCAGACCGUGCAGUCAGAUUAUCUGAACUGUCUACCACAUCAACAGACAUCUUUGGCCUCCAUCCAGCACGCCCUUGGUAAGAGUGAUGUGGCAUUAUUCAACACCAUUCUCUCAUUUCAGCGUGAGCCAAAUGAGGGUCCACCCCCACAUGUGGAAUUCAAAAUUUGCGACCAGGUUGAUCCAACAGAGUAUGAUGUUGAUCUCAAUAUCACGACCAGCGAGGCAGCGGGAGUAGAGAUCCACCUGACAUAUCGCACAUCCAUGCUCAGCGACACCCAAGCUGAUAGCCUUCUUGAGGCAUUCACCAACGUCCUAAUGGCCAUGGCAACAAGCUCGAAGCAACUGGUAUCGAGCCUAGACAUCUCCCCUCCCGCGCUCAAGGCUCUGCCACGGGCAAUCUCUCAGCCGGCGCCGGCCAUCAUUGAUGCAUCCGUCUCGGACUUGAUUGCUGAGCACGUUGUACAGCGCCCCAUGUCGCUAGCGGUGCAAUCUGCAGAUGGGGAGGUAACACUUACUUACCGUGGCCUUGAUCGUAGGGCGAGCGCUCUGGCUGGUCACUUGCGGGAUCUUGGUGUCCGGUCGGGCAGUGUAGUUCCCAUCAGCUUCUCCCGUUCGCCAUGGGCUCUGGUGGCUAUGCUAGCUGUGCUUCAGGCGGGCGCUGUCGCGCUUCCUCUGGGUCCGGCAGAUGAUGCGGAGACUUUGAAAAACACCCUCCCAUCGGUAAGAUUUGGUGUAGUUCUGUGCGCUGCAGAUCACGCAUCCAAGUUCGAGACAGAUGAGCUUACUACAGUGAUCGUAAAUACCACGGCGAUGCAAAAAUUGGAUGCUGCUCCGCCAGUUUCCACGCCGCCCAGCUAUAUGUCCUCUACUACAGCUGCAGUAGCUGUCAGAGAUGGUGAGGACUGGGCCCUUCUCACGCACAGAACCAUCAGCACAGUAGCUUCACAGCUGGGACCCAUGACUGGGCUCAGUCCUGAUGCUCGUGUUUUGCAGUUCAGUCUAGCUACUUCGCCCCUCUACCUAGUUGAGACACUAUAUGCUCUCAUUAACGGUGGCACAGUUGUCGUUCCGGCUGAGGGCGCUAGCUUCCCUGAGGCAAUGCGCGAUUCUCAAGCCAACUGUGCUGUGAUCACUCCGACUGCAGCUGCUCUAACCUAUCCAGCUCAGGUUCCUCUUCUUUACACACUGAUUGUGACUGGAGAGGAGGUUGGACCUGCCCUGCUUACCAAGUGGCGCGAUGUCAAACUAAUUCAUCCCUGUGAAUUGGUCAACUUCCCUGUCUGGCCCUCGCUCUCUAUUUCGCCAGCUGGAAGCGUCACUAUGCAACCUGUGCAGGCACCGCAGCUCGCGCGAACAUGGAUUCGCGGUCCAUUCAACUCCGCUGCGCUGGCCCCCACUGACUGCGUGGGAGAGGUUAUGGUAGAUGGCCCUAUUGCCCCUCAAGGUUACCUUUUGAGCGGCAAGGGCCGAAUUGUGGACGAUGCUCCAUGGCUACCAGGAGUCCCACUGUUCCGUACCGGCCAUCUCGGGCGAUGGGCGGCCGACCAGCAGCUUUCCUUGGUUCAGCCUCGCAUUAACGCUCACGGACAGGAUAAAAAUGCAGUUUCACUGGAGCAGCAGGUGCAAACAGCUCUACCUGUCAGUCAGCACUCGGUGGUCUCCGCCCUCCGUCUUGGAUCAUCCGACCAUGUGGCAGUAUUCCACGUUGAGUGCAGCUUACAUGUUCAAUCGGCCCCUGCCUUACUGCCGAUGUCAGAGAUGAUGAAACAGCAGUUCACAGAUUUGAAGGAAAGUCUGCUGGAGCACGUUCCAGAGUCUCAGCUACCGACACUUUUCUUCCCCCUUAGCUGCCUUCCGCUUUCUGCAUACCAGAAGGUUAACCACUCAGCACUUCACCAACUGGUGGUCACCCUGCCACAAUCAGCACUACAGGCCUAUCGCUUGGCUCCAGCGCCGACAACGAUCAAUCUCACAGCCAACGAACUACUACUUGCCGAUCUCUGGGUUGACGUCUUGCACUUGUCUGAUCGAAGUAGCCUUCGUCCAACAGACAGUUUCUUCCGCCUGGGAGGAGAUUCCAUUGGAGCAAUGCGAGUCAUUGCAUCCGCUCGUGAACAGGGCCUGGCCCUGACAAUGAAUGGGAUCUUCCAAUCGCCCACUCUGUCUGAUAUGGCUAAAGAGCUACGGCUCCUGGCAACGCAUGAAAACCGCCCUCUGGAACCAUUCUCCCUGUUGCCUUCUGAGAUUGAUUCCGCGGUCUUGGUUGCUGAAGCCUCAGAGAAGUGCCAGAUCCCAUCCACGGAUAUUGAAGAUCUUUACCCUUGUACACCGCUGCAGGAAGGACUCAUGGUCUUAACCAGUCAAGACUCAACGGCCUAUGUCGCUCAGGAGGUCUUCCGAAUUCCGGAAAACGUGGACCUGGCUCGUUUCCAGAACGCAUGGGAGGCAGUCAUCGAGCGCAGCACUAUCCUGCGGACUCGUAUCAUUGUGAACUCAGAAGGAACGUUCCAGGUCCUGCUGAAGGAACCAACCAUUUGGGCAUCUGGAUUUGAUCUACAAAAGUACCUUACUCAGGACGCAGCUGAGUCCAUGACCUACGGCCAGCCUCUCGCGCGCUAUGCCCUUUUGGAGACUCCCGGACAACGAUACUUUGUUUGGACUGCCCACCACGCCGUUUAUGACGGUCUGACUAUGUCUACUCUGGCCAAGCAAGUUUCCGCACAGUAUCACCGGGAAAUCGCCUUACCGGAAUUGCCAUACAACCGGUUCAUUGAGUAUAUCCACGGCAUCAGUCAGGCCGCUUUCACUGAAUUUUGGACAACUCAAUGUGCUAUCCCUGCCGCAACUUUCCCCAUUCUACCGACACGCAACUUUCAGGCAUGUCCGGAUCAGGUGCAGCUCCAGUCCGUUCCAGUAAGCCGCACCUCAUCUGACAUCACACUGCCAACUAUCCUCCGUGCGGCUUGGGCUGCUGUCUUGGGCCAACUCACAGAUUCAGAGCAUGUCAACUUUGGAGUGACACUCUCUGGACGUAAUGCCGCCCUGGCCGGUAUUAACCAGGUGCUGGGCCCGACUAUCGCCACAGUGCCUGUCCAAAUUCAGGUUUCUGAAAGUCAAUCUCCACUCCAGUUACUGCGGGCAGUGCAUCAACAGGCGAUUGACAUGAUCCCCUUUGAGCAUACUGGACUGCAAAAUAUUCGCCGCAUGGGUGAUCAGGCCCGCGAGGCUGUUGAAUUUCAGAACCUCCUGCUCAUUCAGCCUGGAUCCUCCCCGAUGGAUGGUUCUGAGUUCUUGGGUCUUACUCCUAUCCUGGUAGAAAGCCACCAGUCUGAUCCAUACCCCUUGACACUCGAAUGCAAUUUACUGGAAGAUCGUGUUGAAAUUAAAGCACAGUUUGACAGUCGCCUCAUUCCCGCAAGUGAAAUGACUAUGAUUCUCAAGCAAUACGCUCGCACUAUUGAGCGUUUCCAUGCAGUCAAGGAUACCGAGACCGACGAAGAAGCGGAGAAAUUAGAUCCAAUGGGAUCUCUCAGCACUGAGGACAUGCAGCAGAUCAUGGAUUGGAAUGCCGACCGUCCAUCAUUUAUUGACUCCUGUGUUCACGAGCAGUUUGAGGAGCAGGUUCGCCUAAACCCUGAUGCGCCUGCUGUCUCGUCAUUUGAUGUCGAGCUCACAUAUCAUGAGCUCAACGUUCUCGUGGAUAAGCUGGCAAACGAGCUUAUUGCGCGUGGCGUCAAACCUGAGAUGAAGAUUCCACUGUGUUUCAUCAAGUGCUCCUGGACUAUCGUGGCAAUGUUUGCCGUCAUGAAGGUUGGCGGAGUUAGCUGUAUGUUCAACCCAGAGCAUCCCAGCAGCCGUAUCCAGUUGCUACUUGACGACCUCGACGCCAAGUUAGUGCUCUGCGACCCUAGUUCAACUGCGAUGCUAUCCAAGCUCUUGCCUCAUAGUGGUGUCCUCCCCGUGGAUGGACCCUACCUUCAAACUUUGCCGCCGCCCGCGCCUCUGAAGCGCCGAGUCCAACCAGAUAACGCAAUCUUCGUGGUUUAUACAUCUGGAAGUACUGGAAAGCCAAAGGGUAGCAUUUUAGAGCACCGCUCAUUUGUUACCGGUCUACGAGCUCACUGUACCGCCAUGGGCAUGGGCCCUGGCACCCGCACGUUCCAGUUCGCCGCGUACACAUUCGAUGUGUGCUUUGAGGAAAUCAUCGGCUCUCUCAUGCUAGGUGCAUGUAUUUGCGUUCCAAAUGAGGAGGAGCGCAUGAAUGCUCUCGCCGAUGCGAUGGCAAAAUACAAAGUCACCUGGACGGAGUUGACUCCCACCGUCGCCAGUCUGCUGCUCCCCAGCAGCAUUCCUACUUUGAAGACGCUCGCGCUCAGUGGUGAAUCACUCACUAAGGAGGUCAUCCAACGCUGGGCCGACUCAGUGCAGAUCAUCAACACCUACGGACCUAGCGAAUGCACUGUUUCGACUACCUGCAAUCUUCGAACUGCAACCCUUCGUGAUCCAAGCAACAUCGGUUGCGGUCUGGGCUGCAGUACUUGGAUUGUUGACCCUGAGAAUAUCGACCGCCUGGUACCCGUGGGUGCCGUAGGUGAAUUACUCGUCGAAGGCCCCAUUGUCGCUCGGGGCUAUUUGAACGAGCCGGAGAAGACUGCUGCUACUUUCAUCGGACAGCCGGCCUGGUGGCCUGAGUCUUACGAAUGUGGCCGUAUCUACCGCACUGGUGAUUUGGUCAGAUACAAUGCGGAUGGCACGAUCAAGUUUAUUGGCCGCAAGGACACGCAGGUCAAGCUACAUGGCCAGCGUAUCGAGCUUGGCGAAAUCGAACACCGUAUUCGGUGUGUGUUUACGGACGAUUCCUACCAGGUGGCUGUUGAAGUUCUGACUCCCACUGCACGAAACGGCCUCAAAAUCCUUACUGCAUUCAUCUGCGAAAGUGACGCUGUUUCAGAGAGCACUGAAGAUCUAUUGCUCGCCUUGGAUGAUGGAAGACCACAACGCUUCCUCGCACUACAAGCCUGUCUUCUGGCUGAGCUGCCGCGCCACAUGGUCCCACAAUUGUUCAUCCCUGUCAAGCAUAUGCCUCUUUCUCCAUCGAGGAAGCUGGAGCGCAAGAGCUUGCGUGCAAUUGGUAAUGGACUGACGCCUGAACAGCUAGCUUCAUAUGCCCUCACCCAAGUGGCUAAAACUGCCCCAACCACUGAGGCGGAGUUAGCACUGGCCGAGAUCUGGGCACAGGUGCUGGGCACUACCCCUGGUGGUGUCGAGGACCACUUCUUCCACCUUGGUGGUGACUCCAUCGCCGCCAUGAAGGCAGUCGCUGCAGCUGCCAAAAUGGAUCUUUCUCUCAGCGUGGGAGAUAUCACACAGUUCCCAACUCUCGGAGCCAUGGCUGCGGCAAUGGAGCGCGGCGCUGUUGAAGAGGUUGACGAGGAAGCACCGGCCAACUUCAGCUUGGUGCCAGAGUCUCACCUGACGAACAUUCUAUCUGAAGCCACAGAACAGUGCACAAUUUCAACCGACUCAAUUGAGGACAUCUAUCCCUGCACUCCCUCUCAAGAGGCCUUGAUGGCGCUAACUGCGCGCGAUGAGAGCGCAUAUGUUUCACGCGCUGUCUAUCGUCUGCCGCUCACUCUUGAAAUCGAUCAAUACAGACAGGCCUGGGAGCUCCUUUCUCGUCGACAGGCCAUCAUGCGCACGCGCAUUAUCUACUCGGCCACUGCUGCCAAAUCGUUCCAGGUGGUUUUGAACGAAGACCUGACUUGGGUUUCGGGCGACUCGGUGACAGAGUAUCUCGCCACUGACAAACUCACACCCAUGCAGCAUGGCCAAGCCCUCAUGCGUUUUGCUAUUAUCCCCGGCACUCGUGAUGACCAACGAUCUUCACUUGUGUACACAGCCCACCACGCUGUGUACGAUGGUUGGAGUGAAGCCUCGAUGUUCGCCGAGGCCGAAGCGAUCUAUCGUGAUGGCUUGGCAGCCUUGCCGGCAGUUGUGCCAUACAACAAAUUCAUUCGCUAUCUAUCCACCAUCGAUGCGGAGGAAAGCGACAAUUUCUGGCUUACGCAGCUAGCUGGAGACUUGCCCGCUCCAUUCCCUCCCGCUCUCCCCGCUGCAGCGGCAUCUUCCCUAACCUCGCGUCCAAACCGCUCGCAGUCUCAUGUUCUUUCCCUUCCCUCCACUUCGUCUUUACCCUUCUCCACUACCACUAUCCUCAAGGCCGCAUGGUCUCUUCUCCUGGAGCGCUACACGAACUCUCCAGAUGUUAUGUUCGGCCAUGUACUAUCUGGCCGCACAGUUCCCCUCCGUGGUGUGGCCGACAUGAUGGGCCCAACAAUCGCAACCCUUCCAGUGCGAGUUCAGCUCGCUAAGCAAGAAAGCAUUGAGUCAUUCAUGAGCCGCAUCCAUGAGCAAGCCCGAAGCAUGGCGCCAUUCGAGCAAGUCGGGCUGCAGCAUAUUCGCCGACUGGUAUCGAACGCAGAGUCGGUCGAUGUUGGUCACCUCUUCUUCAUCCAGCCGCCGCUUGAAGGUUCAGCUGAGAAUCUCGGCCUCGAGCAUGUCACAGACACGGAGUAUGACUUUGACUUCGAGACUUACCCGUUGAUUGUGGAAUGCCAGCUCAGCACAACCUCCGCCCUCACUGUCGAUGUUAAAUAUGACGAUUCCCGGAUCGCUCCAACUCAGAUGAACUGGCUUCUCCAGCACUUUGAGCAUCUUGUUCAGCAACUAUGUCAAAAACCAUUGAUAACGCCUCUUUCGGAUCUGAGCUUGACAACUUCAUCCGACUUGGCUCAGCUUCAGCAGUGGAUGGGACCUCCCGUAGCACCGCUGGCCACUACGAUUCACGAUAAAUUCCGGGCCCAGGCUCGUGCCCGUCCCAGACGAUGCGCUAUUGAGGCCUGGGAUGGUCAGCUUACCUACGGUGAACUCGCCCGUCUUUCGUCGCAGUUCGCUCAAGAACUGGUCGAUCUUAACCUUCGCCUGGGACAGACUGUUGGUCUUUCUUUCGACAAGUCUCGCUGGGCCAUUGUAGCCAUGCUUGCCGUGCUCCAAGCCGGUGGAGUGUGUGUUCACCUUGAUCCCCAACACCCACCAGCUCGACUGCAGGAAAUUUCCAACGAUACAGGCAUCGAGUACAUCUUGACAGCGCCGCAACAUGCCCAUCUAGCCGAAAUCCUGCCAAUAAACCAUGCCCUCGUCAUUGAUGCCAACUCAGCAUCCAAACUCCCCAGCGCCUCCACAAAUGCGCGCCGUCUCCCAGUCGUUGAUGUCUCAUCGCCGGCCUAUAUGACUUUCACCUCAGGCAGUACAGGAAAGCCCAAGUCAGUUGUAAUUGAUCAUCGCGGCAUUCAUACUAGUAUUGUUGCCUUCAGCCCGGUGCUUCAUAUUACUCCCAAUUCACGGGUACUCCAGUUUGCCGCGUACACUUUCGAUAUCAGCUAUGCUGAGAUUUUUGCGCCCCUGAUUUUGGGCGGAACGGUUUGUGUUCUGUCAGAACAAGACCGCCUCGACGACCUUGCUGGCGCCAUCAGCCGACUGCGUGCUAACUGGGCAUGUCUCACGCCUACUGUCGCCAGUCUGGUGCAACCUGAGAAUGUUCCAUCGAUUCAAACCCUCGUUCUCAGCGGCGAGUGUCCUACCGAGGGAAAUCUGCGCACAUGGGCUGGUCAAAUCCCUAAUCUUAUCAACGCGUACGGCCCUAGUGAAUCCUCGGUUUGGUGUUCCGGGGGUCCAUUCACAAGACCCGAUGAUCUCUUCACUAACAUCGGUCGUCCAAUGGGUUGUCGUCUCUGGAUUGCUGAUGUCGAUAACCUCAAUCGCCUAGCGCCUCUUGGAUGCGUGGGCGAGCUGCUGAUUGAGGGUCCUAUUCUUUCCCAAGGAUACCUCAACAAUGAACAGGCUAACAGCAAGGCUUUCUGCCGGGACCUUGCGUGGAUGGCAGAGAUGCAGCCCCGAGCUGAUUUCCCAAUCCUCUACCGUACUGGCGAUCUGGCGCGCUUCUUGCCUGGCGGCUGCAUCGAAUACCUCGGGCGUGCAGACACCCAGAUCAAGGUGUACGGGCGUCGUAUUGAACCAAGGGAAAUUGAACAUCACAUCCACACUCAACUUCCCAGCUACUACAGCAUGGUAGACAGUGUGACGCUCGCAAACCGUAAUGGUCAGAAAGUACUGGUGGCAUACAUUUACCAGUCAUCUGGCCCCACCGGCUAUAUGGAUCUUGCAGGAGUCCCGCAAGCGCUAACGCCAGACCUUCGGCAAACACUCACCACCCUUCAAGCUGCGUUGCGUGCGCAGCUACCGCCCUACAUGCUACCGACCCUCUUCAUCCCCCUUCAGGUCAUGCCUACCAACUCAUCUGGCAAGAGCGAUCGCAAGCUACUCUCCCGCGCUGUAAAUGAUUUGUCGGAUGAUCAGCUGCAAACCUACUCCCUUGUGACUCGUGCUGCCAGCCGCUCGCUCCAAACCCCAUUCGAGCAUCGGUUGGCCGGCCUCUGGGCUGAAGUCCUCAAUGUCGACGCCUCCUCAAUCAGCGCAGAUGAUACCUUCUUCAGUCUCGGUGGAGAUUCCAUCGUGGCCAUGAAGAUGGCUAGUCUCGCUCGCAACAACCAGCUCAGCUUGACUGUGGCUGAUCUUUUCAAUCACCCGGUCCUAGCAGAUCUGGCUGCUCAUCUGACUGCUCAAAUGCCACUUACUCCUGGCUCUGACACUCCUCCACUUACCCCCAAGAAGACAAAUAUGGAACCUGUUCCAGUGGUGCCUGUGCUUGACCUUGCAUUGGCGGAGCUUUUGGCACCACGAGUAGGCGUUGAACCCAGUGCCAUUGCAUCUAUCGAGUCCACAACCGACUUUCAAGAUAUCGCACUGGUCGGUCACAUGAGCAAAUCACGCUGGAUGCUUAACUGGUUCUACUUCGAUGGACCCGGAACUGCCGAUAUCGAGCGUCUUCGUCAGGGAUGCUAUUCUUUGGUCCAACAUUUCGAUAUUCUUCGUACUCUUUUCGUAUUCCACGGCGGUCAGUUCUGGCAGGUGGUCCUGCACCAGAUGCAACCAUCAUUCCGCAUCGAAACGACAACUGAUAUCGAGGCCUUCACCAAAAAUCUUUACGAAGAGGGCGUGGCCGCUGAUUUCCAACUUUCCGAGCCCUACGUCAAAUUCGUUCUAGCUGUUCAUCCUGAUGGCCAGUCCCACCGUCUAUUAAUGCGUCUAUCUCACGCACAGUACGAUGGAGUCUCCUUACCAACACUCUGGGAAACCCUCCAGCGCGCUUGUCAAGGCCAGCCACUCAUCCCUACUCCCUCUUUCGGGCAAUUCCUUCAAGCCACGGCACCUGCCGAUCCUAUGACCACGCGCUCACACUGGCGCAACCUUCUAGCUGGUGCGCCCGAGACUCGCUUCCUUGCACAGUUCAAACCAACCCUUCGCGAUGAAGCUCACGAGCGUGUGCUCCAUGUUACCCGCCACCGUGUUCCCGUUGUCUCACUUUCUCAUCACGGCAUUACACCAGCCACAGUUCUCAAAUCCGCUUGGGCUGUUCUGUUAGCACGUCUGGCUGGCUCAAAUGACGUUGUUUUUGGUAACACAACUGCCAACCGGUCUGCCGCGACCUUGGACAACAUUGACUCCGUCGUUGGCCCCUGCUUGAACGUAGUGCCAGUGCGCGCACGCCUGACUCCAGAACAGACAGUGCUCGAGCUUCUACUCGCACUGCAGAAACAACAAGUGGAUAACCUACCUCACGAGUCUCUUGGCUUCCGUCGAAUUAUCCGCGAGUGCACAGAGUGGCCAUCCUGGGCGCAUUUCAGCAGUGUGGUGCAACAUCAAAACAUCGAACCCGAUCGCGAAGUCCUUCUUGGCGAGGAUAAUGCUACUCCCUACGAACCUGGCUUCCUAGGAGCUGACCUCGACUUGACCGAUGUUUCGGUACUGUCUACUCCAGUGGCCGAUGGAUAUGUUGACCUCGACCUCCUCACCUCCUCAAAGGUCAUGUCAUCGUUCGCAGCAGAGCUGUUGGUUGAUCAGUUGACCUCGAUACUUCGUCUUUGGGCAGUCGUACCACUUGACAAGAUGCCGGCUUCGGAGACAGGAUCAUCGCCAGCCUUGCUUCCUCUGUCAGCAUCCCCGACAGUCCCAAUAAAACCAGUCGAUGUCCGCACACUGGUGAAGCAAGCAUGGGAUGCUGUUCUCCCUGACGGCCUUAAGACAGAUAAUGAUAAGGUUGAUUUCUUCCGGGCUGGUGGAGACUUGGUGCAUAUGGCACAGCUUGUUAGUGAGCUACAAACUCGCGGUGUUGGAAAUGGUGUCCGCCUUGAGACGCUUGUCCAGCAUUCUACUCUGGAUGCCAUGGUGAAGUUGGUCCAAUAA
Molecule: messenger RNA, 21834 nt
Organism: Penicillium malachiteum
Lineage: Eukaryota; Fungi; Ascomycota; Eurotiomycetes; Eurotiales; Aspergillaceae
Product: AMP-dependent synthetase/ligase
Exons: 5
Coding region: 1-21834 (7277 amino acids)
Biological process (GO): amino acid activation for nonribosomal peptide biosynthetic process; secondary metabolite biosynthetic process
Cellular component (GO): cytoplasm
Molecular function (GO): catalytic activity; phosphopantetheine binding
Source: RefSeq, a predicted model, not a curated record